AUGAGCCACAGCUAUCUCUACGUAUACCUUCUCCUGGUCACGAAAGUGUUUGGGCGCUUGGGCUUUCAUCAACUGGAAAUGGACAUGUUGGUAGCGGUCGCUGGUGCAUACAUCCGACACGUGCCUGAGAAUAUGCUGACUAAGCUCGAACGCGUAUUGUCAGACUACAACCACGACACGAAACGACACCAGACAUGCCUAGUAUUGACGAAGAAGUCGAGUCCCUCAAGAGAGAUCAAGAGAUUGGGUACGAAACCAGCAGAUGGUCAGCCUGGAAUUGCAGUGGUAAAGUUUGGUAAACUCGUAAGAGACGAGAAAGCCAGUAAUAUCUUCGAGGCUCUGAAUGGUACGCUACGUGCCGCCAAACGCAAGGGAGUGGUCACCUUUGAGGGUCAGAUGUUGUUGCAAGGAGCCCAUGAUAAUAUUGAUGUUAUCCUGCUUCAAGAUGAAGAAGAACAAGCUGAUCCAUCUACGAGCUCUGUCAAUGAGCAAACACCUCUCCUUGCCACCCACCAGGUGAAAACUCACCGCCUACUCGGCAUCCAAGUCCCACUAUGGCUUCCACGACGCUAUAUUGCCGUAAUCAUCGCUUUUGUCGGCAUGAUGACUGUGCUACUCGUAUCUGUUCUAUUUAUUGAUCCUAUAUGGAGACGACAGCAAAGUGUAUUUAUGAACAACGGCACACACGACUUUCGGAAGACAGUCGUGGUCAUCUCCUUCGAUGGAUUCAGAGCUGACUACCUUCACCGCGGCUUGACUCCCAACCUCCUUGCCACCGGGGAUAGUGGACUUCGUGCUCGCUGGUUACAACCAUCAUAUCCGUCUCUUACUUUCCCUAACCAUUGGUCGAUAAUGACUGGUUUAUUCCCGGAAUCGCACGGUAUUAUUGCCAACGAGUUCAUCGAACCCGAGACGGGCGAGCACUUUUUCUAUCAACACCCGGAUGAGAGCUGGAAUGCCAGCUGGUGGGGCGGAGAGCCUAUGUGGGAGACCGCUGUCAAGGCAGGGAUGAAAACAGCGAACCUCAUGUGGCCCGGGCCACCCGUCACUCGCAACGGCAAUAAGCCCACUUACUUUAUCCCCUUUCGGAAAGACAAUAUAACCCUGCAAGAAAAGGUAGAUCAGAUCCUUGCGUGGAUAGACUUGCCUUUUGAUGACAGGCCACAACUCAUCAACAUGUAUGAGCCUCUAAUUGACGAUGUGGGGCACCACAACGGCCCUGACUCACCUGAGAUGACGGAUGCACUAAUGAACAUUGAUGUUUUCGCUCAUUCCGUACGCUCUGGCUUGAGCUCGCGCAACCUAUCUUCAAUUGUCGACGUCAUUUUCCUGAGUGACCACGGUAUGGCUCCUACACAUGAUCGCAAAUGGAUCUACCUAGACGAUAUACUUGGCGAAGAAGGCGCAAAUGAGAUUGACUGGAAACUGGGCCAACCAAGUGCCGGCCUGUGGUUCCACCCGGGUGCAAACACGACCAGGCAUUUGAGGAAGCUUCACAAAGCCUCUGCAAAACCACCCCAUAACUUCAAGGUUUACACUGCGACGAGCGACGUUUGGCCCAAUGUCUAUAAAGGGGUACAUAUCCCUCCUGAGCUACAAAACCCGUUCCCAGCCAACAAGCAUUUCUCCCCCGACCAUAACUCGCGCAUUCCGCCAGUUUAUGUCGUUCCCGAAUUAGGAUGGUCGGUCACGUGGCACCGGGAAAAGGAUCCUUGGUACUCGAAUGGAGACCACGGAUACGACAACGAACAUCCCCUAAUGCGAGCAAUGUUCAUUGCCAGCGGUCCAUUCACAGACCGUGUCCGAGCUCAGGUUUUUGCUCAGGCCCAAUCUCAGCCAGCGGUUACUCCGACACCCAACCGCUUCGCACGAUCUUCCCCUGCACCCGCGAUUUAUAUUCCCGAAACCAUUAACAAGACGUCCAAGCCGCCCAUCUAUGUACCCCCGCGAGGAGGUGGACACGGCCCCGUCUUGAUCGACAAGUUCCAGAACGUCGAGGUGUACGGACUUGUGAUGCGCCUACUUGGCAUCCGCGCUUAUGCUGCUCAAACGAAUGGUACAGACGGGUUUUGGGACGAGUGGUUUGAUCGGUUUUGA
This is a messenger RNA of Rhizoctonia solani, 2097 nucleotides long. RefSeq names its product pyrophosphatase/phosphodiesterase. Gene Ontology annotation, biological process: nucleoside triphosphate metabolic process. The coding region runs from base 1 to 2097 and encodes 698 amino acids. The transcript has 15 exons. Gene Ontology annotation, molecular function: nucleoside triphosphate diphosphatase activity; ribonucleoside triphosphate phosphatase activity. The record is from RefSeq and is a predicted model, not a curated record. NCBI's taxonomy places the organism in Eukaryota, Fungi, Basidiomycota, Agaricomycetes, Cantharellales, Ceratobasidiaceae.